GCGAAGGUAACCAUCUUGCCAAACACUUUGCGUAGAACUUGCUAGCGAUCAGAUUCGUGUGCGUGUGUGCGACCGAAGAAAUCAUUGUGAAAGCCAUCUCGCUACAUCCAGUGUGUUUCGGAACGAGCGUUUUCCAUUGUUUUCUGUGUGUUUUCUCUGUGUGUUGAGCGAGAAAAGAAGAAGCAGCUGAAUAACAACAGUGGUCACCAGCGACAAACACGAUCGACCUCACAUUUCGAUCGUAAACAUCCAGCAACAAGGCGCCGCGAGAGCACACCCUCGGGGAAACUACCUUGUUCCCCCGCCAUAGUUCUGCCUCAACCCGGUGUGUGCGUGUGUGAGUGUGACCCAGUAAAAGCAGCGAAAAUGAUGGAAAAAUACAAGUCCUCUUUAGACAGCUAUAUGUAGCCUGGUGUCUAGGUGUGCGUGCGUGCGUGUGUGUGUGUGUGGUUACAAUUUUCCAAAUCUUUCUGAGCGAGCUGAAAAAGGUACAAGAAAGCGAACAAAACAAACUUGAUGCACUACCCGUAAGUGGUGCAUAUUUUCCGUUCGAUUACAUUCCGAAGGCAACGCGCGAUACAGCGAAGCGUCAGGAAAAGGGUGUUGUGCAGGGUGUGCAGCAGCAGGGAGCAACACAAAAGCUCGGGAGAAUAGAAGAAGAAAAAGCAACAAAAAAACUUGCCUCUGUGUGUGGUGCAGUGCGUCGUGUUUUCGGUGCGUUUGUGUGUGUGUAUGCGUGUGUUUGUACACAGUGCGUAAGUGCGUACGGGUGUACCUAUUUUCGUAUGCGUGCGUGAAGAGCCUCCCCUCUCCGCACUAGCUACUCGAGCUCCUCCGAAACGUGUUUUUUCGUGAAAAUGCGCUAGAAGUUUCCCGUACUUCUUGUUUCUUGUGGGGAAAAGUGUGUCACAAGCCACACGAAAGCAAAGAUAUCCUGUUUUUCUGACGCGCGCGCGUGCAUAUGUGUGUGUGUGAGAGAGAAAGAUAAUUAUUGACAAAAGCGCUUACAUUACCGAAGCCUGUGUUGAAGGUCAGCACAAGGAUUUCGACUAAGGAAAAGGUAUAAAUUGCCGCGCCGACAUCGAUGCAAAGUUUGCCGCUACCGUUACGAAAGCGAGGCCUCUACGAAUUGACGGUAAAAUUGAUAAUUUGACCAUAUAAACAAAGAAAGGCGGUGGAAGUGAACAGAACGACGACAACUACAACAACAACAUCCGACCAAGAAAAACAAGAAGAAGAAGCCCUCCGUCUGUGUACAAACGAAACGACGGGUGAAUCGUUUCGUAAACGCGCAUCCAAGUGUGCGUGCCAAGCGUGCGUCAGCAUCGUCGCACACCACUACACGGACAGCUCUGCUCGGUGACGCAGUGCUCUGCCUAAUAACAGUGUGUGUUUUCGAAUCUUCUUUCCGCUUUGUGCUGAAAAGCGGUUCCUGCUGACCACUGAACAAAUCCAACGGGAUAAAUAAAGGGUUAGAAAAACCCGCGGAUACCAACGCGAUAAACGAUUGGCGUUACUACCACUACUACUACUACUACGAUUACUUGCCAGGUAGCCGGCAAGGGCAAGACACGCUUUCUCCGUACUUAAAUGAGCCCGCAACAACCAGUCGCCUUCGUUGCCGUCGUCCCCGCCACCGCUAACAGCAGCAGCCAGCAGCACCGUAUUAAUAGCAGCAGUCGGAGCCGCCACCCCCAGCAGGUCGCGAGCACGAAACUGUUCAAGAAGAAGCUCUGCGUUCACCCGACGACCAUGUUCAGAAUCGUGCCGAUGAUCAGCAACGGCCUGAUAAGAUCGCCCAAGAUGGUCAAAUACUCAGCCGCCCCGUGCCGGAGUUGCCCGACGGUGUGCCACCAGCCACUGCUGUACUAAGAAGCGCGCGCGCGUUUGUGUGUGAGAGUGUGGUGUUACCGCGCCCCCCUGAUCACUGUUCGUCAGUCGUCCAGUUUGGCCAGUUUUGCAGCGCGCGGCCCCCUGUAGCUUUGUAAGCGUACCAUAAAUAAGGCAUCGUUUAACUAUUGGUUUGGUGAAACAGUUGUAAGCACUACUACACAACAACGAGACAAAGAGAGAGAGAAAAGCACAAGAACAACCUGUGCCGAACAUUGUGGAUUAUAAUAGCAAAACAUAUCGAAGAAAAUAUUGUUCAACAACAACACACAUAUACACACUAAGGAAAACCCAAUAAGAAACACAAGAGACCGUAAAGAUCGAUUGUGCAUCAACGAGAGGAUAAUCGUUGUAACUUCCUGCCCCCCACCCAUCAAGUUGGGCAUUGUUUUUGCAUUGACACACCUGGAAAACAGCUCCCCGAAAUCAAGAUGAAGCUGCUGGAAAGUACCCGGUUCGAGGCGGUCAACAACAAGCUGCACAUCCAGACCGGCGACAGCACGAUCUACGGCCGGAUCGAGUCGUACUCGUGCAAGAUGGCGGGCAACGAUAAGGCCCUGUACAAGCGGUUCACCUCGGAGCAGGCUCCGACCGAUCUGCAGGCCCUGUCGCCGCCGCAAACCCUGCAGGACAUGUCGCCCCAGAUCCUGCGCAGCAGCCUGUCCGGGGACGAGGGCGUCACGCUGUGUGAUACGAUUUCGCGCAAGACGCUGUUCUACCUGAUCGCGACGCUGAACGCCGCGUUCGAGCCGGACUAUGACUUCAGCGAUGCUAGGAGCCAUGAGUUCAGCAAGGAACCGUCGCUGCAGUGGGUGCUGAACUCGAUCGAGGGCAACCUGGGCCCGGUGGCGGGCGAACAGUACAGCAAGAUCCGCCACGCCCUCUGGACGACGAUCGAGGACGAGAUCUCGCUGAAGGACUGCGACAUCUACAGCUACAAUCCGGACCUGAACUCGGACCCGUUCGGCGAGCCGGGCUGCCUCUGGUCGUUCAACUACUUCUUCUACAACAAGAAGCUGAAGCGCAUCGUUUUCUUCCACUGCCGUGCGAUCAACUCGGUUUAUGUGGACUCUGGAUUUUCGAGCGAUUUCGCAAUGGAAGAUGACGAAUGUUACUAAAUGCCAGGACGAUUUGCCGACUCCCUAAGACAACCCUUAUGCGAGGGAUACGGCUAACCGAUCGAAAAGGAGACUUUUUCCCAUCCACGCGAUCGUUUGACCUUUGAUUAUAACUUUUUCUAACUUCUUUUAACAAUAGCUUUAUAUAGCAUCAUGACGAGACCAAAUUGCCGUCUGAUAUCGUUUUUUUUCCUUUUUUUCGUUUUCAAUUUGUCAACCACGAUGAACAUUUAAAAUUGUGUGUUUCAAUUACAAGGAGCUUAGUGUUUUUCUUAGCGAAACUUAACGAUAAAAAAGAGAGCACAUACAAACGCACACACGUACACACACCUUAUCUAUAACAGCGCUAAAACGAAUAAGCUUUUUGAACGUUUUGAGCGCAUUUGCAAACUUGAUCUACAUUACUUACUUUAAUUUACUUAUUUUCCCCCCUUAUUACAUUCUCUUUUUUCAUUCAAUUUAUAAUUUGUACGUUUGCCUGUGUGUGUGCGUGUGAUUUUGUGUUGUUGUGUGCUUUUACAAAAAAAACAAUUUACAAUCAAUUCUUUUAAGUUACUGUAGGCAUUAUUCUUCUUUGUGCGUGUGCUUUAAAGGCACCGAUUUUGUGGGCACUCUCAGCAAGAAGUCAUUAACAACCUCUACGUAUGAACAAUAUUUCUUCGAUAUACAUACAUAUAUAUAUACACACAAUGUAACGCUAGUAAUUCACACUACCCGGCAAUGUGCAAAGUGCAUCGCAUGCAGCAAAACAACAGCAGCAGCAACGUCAGCAGCAACAUCAGCAGCAGCACCGAGCUAUUAUUGCGGAAGUAUCAUGCUAAGAGUAGAGAGAAACAAAAAAGAAUUAAACAACAGUUUAAGCAGGAAUAAUACCAACCAAACCAAGAACCAAGACACGGCACCGUUACGUGAGGGCAGGUGAGAGCUGCGGCGUGAGAACUCGCGUAACGGUGAGUGCGCGAUGCUGGCAAUGUGUAGCCAACUGGAGCAGCGGGCGAGAGCUUAAUAAGAUAAAUACUGUUUAGUUUAGGUAAGGCGAGAAGGUAGGAGAAGCUAAGGGGGUGGGGGGGGGCGAGUGGGGUAUGGAAUGUUUGCUCCAUCUAUCAGUUCCCCGAGGUGGUGAGGCCUUCCUCAUGCCCGUGCUAUAAGUACAUGUGGUGAAUGCGCUAAUGCCGCUCACGAAACACAUGCUCUCGUGGAUUAUGACAAGAGACAGAGACAGACAGCGCAAAAAGGGCAAAGGAAGAUUUUAUUUGUGCUCAUAAAGAGCGGUCGGAAGCGGAACAACACAUACAACAACACACCUUCCAAAACAGGUAGCGUUUUCCGGUAGGGAAAAAUGUGUGUUUAGUAGUGUUUUCGAUGGAAUAAGACAGACACACGGCGGCGUGGAGUCAUUCUCCCGCACAGUUAAAGUGUUUUGUCGAGGGCUCACACAGAGGGUAGCCGUUAGUAAAAGCUUAGUGGUAAGGUAGUUCUGCUCUUCCGCGAAAUCUCCAGCCAAGCGUUUGUAUGUGAUCGUCCCUCGUGGUGACGAUCAACAACAUCCUUCGGUCUGUGUGGUUUCCCAGUUGGUGAGAUUGCCCCUGUUUGCUGUUUGCGCACGACGCGUGUGGCGACUUUUGUCCCCUUUCGCUGGGCUCUCCAAGCUGAGCUCGAGGGGGUAAAAAGAAGGAGCGCACAGUGAAGGAUAUAUCCUAUUCCAGCACUGCUAUCGUCUCCAUUUUUAUCACCAUCACCGCCACGAUGCCUCGCCCGCAAACAGGGAGCAGUGUGUAGGUACACUGAGAGGGAUAGGGCGGUUCCCGGCGGCAAACAUCGACGGGACGGGAAGUGGAGAAACCUCCCCCUGCAAACCAUCCUUGAAUGCACAUCACCAUUGUGUGAUGGGGGAAAUCGUCUCCAAACAAAAGGGCAUCGGCAUUGAAAACAUUAAUAGGGAAGGGCAUUGAUGACCUUUCGUUUUUGGUUUUUGUGCCCGUGUCCACCAUUCCCGUCCACCAUCGACAUUGUGUCCUGGUGUCCGAUGGUGGGACCGCACGUGAGAACUAUUUCACUGACUGUACCAAUUUUGUGAUAUUAGAUUCGUAAGUUUUAUUCGUCUUUCGCCCCUCAUCAGCUCAUCGGGUUCCAAUGGCUUUCAAUACCAUCCACAGCAAAACAGCUCUUUCUUUGGCAUAUAUUUUGUUUUAAUAGAAGGAUGCAUUUCCCUUCACACUAAAAGCGGUAAAUCUUACCAUACAAUGCAACCGUUUGCAAAUUUUAAACGUUCAUAGUAAUGCUGAUAUCCUUACAUACAAAAAGGACACAAAACAUGAUAAUCCCUAAGCGCUCUAUUGUAGGGAGACAGGCACGAUACAUCUCAGCGAUGGUUCCCAGGCAAAUCCGUAGUCGCUGUCACUGUCGUCACACUGCACAUCCGCAGUCUCGCGCGCUGUACGUACGUACGGGGUCCACACCGUGUUUGGUCGUGCUAUCUUAUCUAUCUAAUCACAGCGCAAGAUAGAUAGGUAGGUAAAAAAAAGCGCGGCCAAACAAAUAACAAACAUCUUCGUGAUUCAUCAAAUUACAAGCUCUGAAGUACAAAACCUCUACACGAAAUGUGAUAAGUAGCUUUUAGACCACGGGGGGACAUAAUAACAACCGAGUCGAGUUACCGGCAAAAGGGGGACAACCACGGCUUGCACGGAAAUUGCGCUCGUACGUACAGUAAGACGUGAGACGUGACAAAACGGGGCUCCUCUCUGUCCAGUCGAUCAGUUGGAAAUUGGAAAGCAAAGAUGAGAUGAGAUGUGGCUGAGCCGCCGUUCCCAAUUCCGACCCCACCCCGCACUACUAGCAGGCAAAAUGAUCUCGUUUAGGGAGGACAGUGUUAUUUAUCGUAACCUAGCAUUAUAUUAGCAGCAGCACUACGGGAGAACAGUGCUAUGGGACGGAAUUGAGGGACGCGCAAGAAGCAGCAUUAUUACAUUCAUGCCAGUGGUGCGGCAAGCUAUUUGCGGGUUUGUUUGGCAACGGAACCGUCACAGUAUCAGUCUGUAUCAGUUGGUAAACAUACGGAAUCAUCAAUUUUCAAGACACCACCUUGUUUUAUCUGCUGUUUAUCAUAAACACAUCUACCCUGAUAAGCAGAGCGUCCGAUGUAGCUGUUGUUUAACGGUGUAGCCAACAUUUGAGUAAUGUAAUCCUGUCCUUUUCUGCUAGUAGGAAGGAUAGGGGGAGCACAAUUUUUACGCUAAUCACAAGAUUAACGCAUGCAACUGUAUCUUUGGUGUGAGAAAGCAUCCGAUACAAACAAGUUUCUUUCGAUAUCGGCAACUUAAGUCGGUUAAAUAUGGACUAGAGAGAGCAAUGAAUGUCUCAAGCAUACUAUUUUUUCUAAUUGAAAUGAGCUGCUGUGUAUUAGAAAGUACCAGGUGAUCGAGAGGGCGAAUAUUUAAUAAAAGUUAUAAAUACACACACACACCUACACAUACUAUAUACAACACAACAACAGUAAAAUUAAACUAAUGAUAAAAAAACAGAAACGUUUCCGUAGGUGAACAGCGCAAUACACACAGAAAUGUCAAUGCAGCAGCAAAAUGUUAAUGCAAAAAUACACCAUUACUACUUUUUGAACCCUUGCAAACAAGCAAACAAACAAAAAUCUGCCCUUUUUCGAACCGUUCGAUAUCUUUGUUAAGGUUUAAACUCUCUAGCACUUGCACACUUGAAAGAUAGCAAUUCAGAAGAGAAGAAAGAUAUGUUAAAAAGAAAGGGCCAAAACAAAACAAUAGAAAAGAAGAGAAAUGUUUGCAGCAGCAAAGCGCAUACCAAGCGCUCGCGCGAAACCAAGCGAUGUAUGUGUGUGUGAUUGUGUGCACCACUUUAUCAUUAUUUUUAAUGUAUUCUCUUUAGACAAAUGCAAGAUAGCAGAGAGCAACAAAACACACCCGCGUAAAUGGUUAAGGAUAAUAAAAUAUGGAGAGAAAACAAAA
Anopheles coluzzii is the source of this 6985-nucleotide messenger RNA. RefSeq names its product repressor of RNA polymerase III transcription MAF1 homolog (gene Maf1). Gene Ontology annotation, cellular component: nucleus. The record is from RefSeq and is a predicted model, not a curated record. Gene Ontology annotation, biological process: negative regulation of transcription by RNA polymerase III. The coding region runs from base 2322 to 3008 and encodes 228 amino acids. Lineage: Eukaryota; Metazoa; Arthropoda; Insecta; Diptera; Culicidae. The transcript has 3 exons. Gene Ontology annotation, molecular function: RNA polymerase III core binding.